GUGCUAUUUUUGCUCAAGAUGAAGCGUUCAUUAAGUCUGCAACUGAUCGUCUUAUUGAUACAACUGGUAACUUUUAUGUAAAUGUUCAAUCGACUGGAUCUGUAGUUGGUCAACAACCAUUUGGAGGCGCUAGAUUAUCAGGUACAAAUGAUAAAGCUGGAGGACCUCAAUAUGCACUACGUUUUACAUCUCCACUUUCGAUUAAAAGACAAUUGAAGCCUAUACCAUCAUGGAAACAAGCUCAUAUGAACGUUCACAAUAUUCAUCAAGCCAAGCGAAGCACUGGUACCACGUGAGUAUAAUUAGAGGAAACAUAUGAAAAAAUAAUGAAUGAAAGCUUAAAAUUAAAAAUGUUUAAAAUAGAAGAAUUAUGAAUAUAUGACAAUACAGUGAAUAUCACAUGUUGUCUGAACAUGUAACCGAGAAAAUAAUUUGCAACACAAUCUUUGUAAAAAGCAACUGAUGAAAAUCUGUGAAAAUCUGAGUAAAUAAGUAUCACCAUGCAUUUACACAUAUAGAUGUGAUUAAAGGGAAAUACGCAGUAUGAACCUCUGCUCACAGUUUUCA
This is a messenger RNA of Trichobilharzia regenti, 567 nucleotides long. Lineage: Eukaryota; Metazoa; Platyhelminthes; Trematoda; Strigeidida; Schistosomatidae. The record is from the annotation of a GenBank genome assembly.